ACGAGACGUAUCUCCAUUCUUCAGUUUAUAUCAUACUAUUGGCUACUGACAGUCGCAUCUACUUAUACUUUAUCGAAUACUUUUUUCAAUUUAUCUGGACACAAGAAUCAAGUUUUCUUCUGCUAGAAAUCAACGUUGCCAAACAUCUUCAACGUCUAUAAUUUUACCGGGUUAUUUAAAAAUCUGUUCCGGAUGGAUUCCGAAAUCGUUCUUGUUACGGGGGGCCAAGGAUUUCUUGGGCAACACAUUAUUCGUUUGUUGCAGCAAGACGAAAGAGUGGCAGAGAUUCGCGUUCUAGACAAAGAAGUGCUAACUAAUCGCAUUGGUUAUGAGGAGAAAAAGGUUUUAAAGUCGUUCGUGGCUGACAUUACCAAACCAGAAACGAUGAGUCUUGACAUUUUCGACGGCGUACAUUGCGUCAUUCACGCAGCUGCAGAGACUGGAUUUAGUCAUUUCCCAUCCGCCGAAGUAAUGGAGGAAGUCAACGUCAAUGGCACUCGUCACGUCAUCCACAAAUGCAUUGCAGCAAAUGUCGGCUGCCUAGUUUUCACGAGCACGACUCACGUGGUGAUACCAAAAAAAGAUCCUUUGUUCUUGGCUGCCGAGCACUUGGCCAAGUCGCCACCUAAAGAUGGCUAUCUAUUUGGCCACUAUGGACGAACCAAGUACGAAGCAGAGAACCUUGUGAAGGAAGCCAAUGGAAUUGAAUUGUCAGACGGUUCGGGGAAUUUAGCCACGGUUUGUCUUCGCCCAACUCUUCUUUACGGAGAAUUAGACCCUUAUUACGUCACUCAUGCUUUGAAGAUCGCCAAAGAUCACGGCGGAUGCUUGUACAGAAUCGGAUGGGGUGGUGAAAGAAUUCAAGUCACGUACGCUGGAAAUGCCGCCUGGGCUCACAUACUUGCAAAGAAUCAAUUAUUGGAAAACCCAUCGACCGUUGGCGGAGAAGUCAUGUUCAUCACGGACGACACGGUCAUUCAGAACGCCUUUGAAUUUAUUGAUCCAUUUUUGAAGGCUAGAUCGAUGAGGACUUCGUCGAUUGUCUAUCCGGCUACUCUUGCUGUAAUAUUUGUCCUUUUUCUUUAUUUCGUGUCGCGUAUGCUACGACCAUUGGUGCACCUCAAAAACCCCUUUCCGCAUCCGGCGACAUUGUACUUCAUUGUUUGUUUCUACUGCUUCAAUCGGCUCAAGGCUACUCUCCGUCUCGGCUACAAACCUAUUUACAACCCUGAAGAAUCAAUAAGUAAGUCACUUGAAUAUUACAAAAAUGUUCCUCUCUCCUAGGUCCCAUGGUCUUUAUUUGCUGUCAACAAGUUUGCAUAAUUAUAAUAAUUAGACAUUUUAUAAUGUAUAUUAGGAAUAUUAUUCAACCCAAGAAAUAGUAAUAUAUGUGGGAUAGACUA
Daphnia pulicaria is the source of this 1403-nucleotide messenger RNA. RefSeq names its product 3 beta-hydroxysteroid dehydrogenase type 7-like. Lineage: Eukaryota; Metazoa; Arthropoda; Branchiopoda; Diplostraca; Daphniidae. Gene Ontology annotation, biological process: steroid biosynthetic process. The transcript is spliced from 7 exons. The record is from RefSeq and is a predicted model, not a curated record. Gene Ontology annotation, molecular function: 3-beta-hydroxy-Delta5-steroid dehydrogenase (NAD+) activity. The coding region runs from base 193 to 1284 and encodes 363 amino acids.